Molecule: messenger RNA, 2112 nt
Organism: Lolium perenne
Lineage: Eukaryota; Viridiplantae; Streptophyta; Magnoliopsida; Poales; Poaceae
Product: chaperone protein ClpC1, chloroplastic-like
Molecular function (GO): protein binding
Source: RefSeq, a predicted model, not a curated record
UGUUCUCCAACAGUGAAAGUAAACCGCCAACAAUAACGACAUGAAUAUUGGAUGGUACUCCAUAGGUUGAGGCCACACAAUAACUUCACAUCAAAAGUGAAUCCAAUGUACUUUGCAAGAUUCUCUUCAAUGUGUGUACAAAAUGAGUUAGCCGGUUGACAAUCAAGAGUUGAAUGAACAAAGCAACCAUAUCUAAGUAAAUAGCAAUAUGCAUAAGAGAACUUUUUUCACAAUUGUUCAUGCUGAAAAAAAUCAUCCCUAAUGCCCGCAGCAACGCGCGGGGUAUCAACUAGUGUUUAUAGACAAGCUAAUUAACCUUAUCCCUAUUCUCCAGGUCAGCUCCUGGGCUUUUCAAAUUCUUAUAUCGAGACCUGAGUGAAAAAAGUUAGCUUUGAAACAAGAGAUAACAAAUAAAUCUUGUUCAGUUCAUAUGAACAAAUAUAAUAUGAGUUUAAUUGCAAAAUUUUAGAUGUACCAUGAUCUUAGCUUCCUCUUGGAGGUAGCGUUCUAUUGGAAUGUAUAUAUCAUUUUUCUGACUUGCUGCUAGCACUUCUAAAGACAUAUAGGAGACUGGGUGAGUAUAGGAUGCAUAACCUUUAGCAUUUCAAUAUACCAAAAUUGCACGCAGACGAACCUUGUUUAUGGCUAUAAAUCUAAAAGUACAAUUCUUUGAUGAAUGGAGUUCUCAUCAUCCUUUGGUUCACCUGGAUUCGACAGUAAGAAGAGCAAGUUAGGCUAUAAAAACACCCUGUUAAGUUUCACGGUCUUAAAUAUGAAUGGAUUAUUCAAAGAGAAAACAAAGAUAUGUCUUCCCCAUAUUUUUUGCAUGAAUUUUUAAAAUAGCCAGCUAUAGCCCCUCAGAGAGGUGUGGCUAAGUGCAUUGGCCCGCUAAAAGGUGGCUAUAGCGGGUCUAGCCGUUUUCGCAGGCUGCUACUAUAGUCUAUAGCCGGCUAUUUAAAACCCUUAGCCAUUUUCUCACUUGGAAUGAUUUUUCGUCGAUUUUCAUCGAGAAGUUUUUUCCUAGAAGUUUCCGGAGUCCGGUUAACACAUUUUUUAGUACAAGAUGCCUUGGAAUCAGUCCUGUUAAGGACAUGUUUUGUUGUUCAUAUGUCAAGGGCUAAAGGUGCAUAAUCGUGUGUGCCCAUGUCACUGCAAUUUUCUCCAGUUUGUAUUGCGUUAACUCUUCUGGCCGAUUGAAAACAAGCUUAUGACCAUUAUUGUUAGGUUGACUUGGAAACUGUGUUAUUAGUGUUAUGUAAGGCUUCCUGAUAUGCUAAUAUUUCUUCCAAGAAAUAUACAUAAGCCUAUAUUUAGCAAUAAUGCAAAUCUUGGUUUUCCCUUUCCAAUGAAUCUCGCAUUGAUCUUGUCAGUUGCUAUCUCUGAAACGAAUAGAUAGGGUAACAUUAAGCUCUUUCUGCCAAGUAUUUGUUAGAAUAACUGCACCCAGGAGAAUGCCCUUAGAGUUAGCUUUAUAUGACAUGUUCAGAGUAAUCAACUAGAGCUUUGAUAACACGACCAUGUGUCAGGAAAAUGUUGUUAAUCUCCCCAACCUCUAUAUAGUCUAUACUCUGCUCUGCCAUGCAAUGUCAAUUGAAUAGGUUCAGAAGUGCUUUGCACUUCAAAUAUCUGAUGGUAACUGAAUGUAUGUUGCAUGCAUAGAAAAGUUUCCUUCAAAUGUAAAGAUCAUGGCUGUGAUACUAAAGGCAACUGUUGUUUUGAAAAAGAACAAGGGAAAGAAGAUAAGUGAAAAUGAUGAAGUUGAUUCAGGCAAAUGGACAGAGCUCCCUGAUGAAGCCAAGGAGCUGGACAAAAAACUUUGCCAGAUAACAAAGGACAAGAAUGAGGCUUUGCGUGGCCAAGAUUUUGAGAAGGCUGGGAAAUUAAGAGAUGAGGAGAUGGAGAUGAAGGCUCGAUCAAGUAACUACUAGUAUUGACAAGAGCAAGGAAAUGAUUAAAUCUGUAAACAAAAUAAGGUGUUCAAGGAAUAAUUUCCAGUUAGAUGCUUCGAUUUGGGUCACUCCUGGUUAGAGUCUGCUAUGUGAUUGCAGGUCGCAGACAAAUGUUGGAUUCUGCAAGUUAGUUUCUAUAAGUUAGAUUUUGCUUGCAAAUGUU